AUGGUGGGUUUUGGACUUCGCUUGAAGACGCACUUCACUUGGCUUCCCAGAGUUGUGGAAUUGGUGUUCACAGUGCGAGAGUGGCGCAAUGUCAACCAUCAUGAAGCGCACGCCUUGAUGGGCUAUUUCAGCUCUCCCUUUCGGAGCGCUCUCGUGCUAUCCUACGAUGGGGGAGGCAAUGAUGGAGUCUUCAACGUCUUCUUGGCACAAGGCAUGGGCCUCUGUGGUCAAGAGCUCUGGCGCAUUGCGCGCAAGCCGUUGAACCUUGGAUACUUGGCAGAGCAAGGCGAGCAAGGCGUGGGCUACCACAGGCUUGCAAGCUACCUUCCACAGGUGACUGGUGCUUCGGAAAUUGGCAUUGCAGCCUGUGCCGCCUUGGAGAAGGUCUCAACUCUCAGCUGCAUUCUAAGAGCCUAUCCACAAAAGGUCUACGGGGAAGAUGCGGAGGGAGAUUGGAUCAACUUGAAAUAUAACUUCGGGGACUCCCUGGCCUUGACCUUUGCCGGGAAGCUCAUGGGAUACUCGGGCCUGGCGCAACCAUCUGAGGAGGCUGGCUGUGUCAGCUUUGGGAGAACUCAUGGCAGCGGGAUUUUAGCUGACCAGGUGCCUCGUGCGAUGCUGGAGAAGAUUUGUGAGUCGGAGUUCGGGUGUCAGACAGCCGUCCCAAGCAUUCCAGCAAGUUGCUUGACACAUCAGAACUGCAAGGUGAUGACGGAGUACCUGGAUGAAUUGGUCCGAAACAAGAUCAGUGUGGAAGGUAUUGUGAUAACAGGAGGCUGUGCGCUGAAUGUUAUUGUGAAUCAGCUCAUACGCGACACGUUGACGGAAGCGACGUCGGAACAGCCAAAUCUCAGCAAGCCCCAAGAAGUCUAUGUUCCGCCGGCUCCCAACGACUCGGGGCUCACGGUCGGAGGCAUCUGGUCUGUGUCACCGCCCACAGGCGCAAGGCAGAAGCUCCAGUACUUGGGCUUCCGGCUUUGGGAUGUCGAGGCCUUGGAUGCGACUGCGCAUGAGCGCGGGGCAAGGCGCCUCUCUGAACUUGGUGGUGUGGAUUUUCUGGCCCAGCUUCUCGCAGAUCCAGAGGGCAAAAGGCCAAUCCUGGCGGUUGUGCGAGGACGCCAGGAGUUUGGGCCGCGGGCCCUUGGACACCGGUCUUUACUUGCGGUCCCCGAUUCGAGAAAGCUGCGCGACCGCAUGAACCGUCUCAAGUUCCGGCAGUGGUACAGGCCUGUCGCACCAAUGAUUGCCGAGGAGGCGCUGGAAGAAGUCUUCGGACACAGGUACUUGUCACCAUCCAUGGAAUUCGCUCCCAAAGUAAGAGAAGAGGUGUUGGAACGUUUCCCCGCGCUGGCACACUUCGAUGGCACUGCGCGGCAUCAGUCGGUGAGUAGAGGGGACGAGCCCUGGGUUCUUGUAGCCGCAUUAGCAAGGCGUUCUUGA
Molecule: messenger RNA, 1440 nt
Organism: Symbiodinium pilosum
Lineage: Eukaryota; Dinophyceae; Suessiales; Symbiodiniaceae
Source: the annotation of a GenBank genome assembly